Salvelinus sp. IW2-2015 is the source of this 2263-nucleotide messenger RNA. Its product is annotated as monocarboxylate transporter 12-B-like. Gene Ontology annotation, molecular function: monocarboxylic acid transmembrane transporter activity. The record is from RefSeq and is a predicted model, not a curated record. Gene Ontology annotation, cellular component: plasma membrane. Gene Ontology annotation, biological process: transmembrane transport; monocarboxylic acid transport. NCBI's taxonomy places the organism in Eukaryota, Metazoa, Chordata, Actinopteri, Salmoniformes, Salmonidae.
GGUUAACAAGUUCCUCCUGUUCGCGCACAUGAGUCUGGGGUCUGUCCCAAGCCUGCACACCCCCCCAUCUGCGCAGACUUUUCACUUAUCCCUAAACGUUUUUGAUGCCAGAAUACAUGCAGGAUCAAAGGUUCUGUAGUGGAUUGUGAGGUCACUUAAUGGCACAGAACAGAUACUGUGUACGUUUUGAUUAAUGAACAGGGAGCUGCAAACGACUUGACCGAACUAUGCAACUGAACAACAGCUGGAUGUGUGUGACUUAAAGUGUAACUGAAGUGAACUGAACAGCCUCUUCAACAACCAGUGCAAUCCCAUGCUGGGUGUGACUGUGUGAGGCUGUCUGUCUGCGAGGUGUCCCUGGGUCUUGACUGAGAACAGGAGAAAAACAGAGGGAACCGAAAAAGGAUCUGAGCAUGGUUCAUGCUGUGGCUAUGGCUCAGGGGAAAAAGAGGCCAGCGGUCCCCUCUCCUGAUGGGGGCUGGGGCUGGAUGAUUGUGGCCGGCUGCUUCUUGGUCACUGUCUGCACACGUGCCGUCACCAGAUGCAUCUCCAUCUUCUUUGUGGAGUUUCAGAUGCACUUUGGAGCGGACUAUUCAGGGACAGCCUGGAUCCACAGUCUGGUGGACUGCACCACUAUGCUGUGUGCUCCUCUAGGCAGCUUCAUUGGGAACCGUCUGUCGUGCCGCAUCGCUGUGAUCCUUGGUGGCUUUCUGUCCUCCAUCGGCCUGGUCCUCAGCUCUUUCGCUACCAGCCUGGAGUACCUGUACCUCACCCUGGGGGUCCUCACAGGUAUUGGAUUUGCCCUCUGCUACACCCCUGCCAUAGCCAUGGUGGGCUCAUAUUUCUGUGAGAGGAAAGCCCUGGCGUACGGGAUCGCCAUGUCAGGCAGUGGCAUCGGGACCUUCAUCCUGGCCCCUGUCGUCCAGAUGCUCAUAGAGCACUACUCAUGGCGUGGGGCCCUGCUCAUCCUAGGGGGUGUCGUUGCCAACCUGUGUGUUUGUGGGGCAUUACUGCGCCCUAUCACUCUGAAAGAAGAAGAGGAGGCUCAUGGUCCAGUCCCGUUGGACACUGAGUGUGGAUAUGGGGUGAAAGCUCCGGUGGUAAGCAUGUUAGAGGAAUCACUGGCGAUCAACAACAACAACAACAGCCACCGCUGCUUCUGCUUCCAGUCCAUACAGGAGUACUGCUUCCUGCUCAUGCCUGACUUCCUGAUGCUGGCAGUGAGCUUCUUGUUCCUAGCCAGUGGCUGCAGCCUGCCUUUCGUCUACCUGGUUCCGUAUGCACUGGACGUGGGUGUGAGCCACCACCAGGCCGCCUUCCUCAUGUCCAUCCUGGGGGUCAUUGACAUCGUGGGGAACAUCACCUUCGGCUGGCUCGUAGACAGGAGGUGCCUGAAGAAGUAUCGUAAUGUGUGCUACAUGAUAGCAGUGGGCAUGGAGGGACUGUGCUGCCUCUUCAUCCCUCUCCUGCGAACGUUCGCCCUGCUGGUGCCUUUCUCUGUGUUUUAUGGGUACUUUGAUGGCGCCUACGUUGCCCUCAUACCUGUGGUGACCUCGGACAUUGUGGGGACACAUAACCUCUCCUCCGCCCUAGGGAUUGUCUACUUCCUACAUGCCAUCCCUUACCUGCUCAGCCCUCCAAUAGGAGGCUGGCUGGUUGACACCACAGGCACCUACACGGCCACCUUCUUCCUCAGUGGCUUUGCCCUCAUCUCCAGCUCCCUGGUCAUCAGCACGGUGACGGGGAUACGCCACUGUCGCAGGACCCAAAAGCACAGAAACAAAAAUAAAAACACAGACCCCAAACAGGAUCCUUGCCGAUCAGACUUCUACACAGCCUCAAGUAAAGAUGUGAACCCUUCAGUCAACACAGCAAAUUCUUAACAUUGGACGCUUUUAUGUAAUUAUGCAUUUGUUUUGUUAGAAUACCAAAGUACAUUGAAGAUUAUGAGAAACAGUCAUCAAUUGGUACACAUAAUCUAGCGUGAUAGUUCAGAAUUGGGAAUGACUUUCCUCAGAUGCUAAAUGGACACUAAAUGGAAGGUAAAUAAUUAUGCUGUAACCAGAUAAACUUUAGCCAAAAUAUGGACUUAAAAUAAUCUCUCUAUCAUGCCUGUGAUGUUAUUGCACCUUUUAUGUGCCUUUCUCUUUCAGGGUUGACAUGACUGCCAAUUUAAAUGUAACUAAGGAAGCUGUCAUCAAGGCAAAGGGUGGGUACUUUGAAGAAUCUCAAAUAUAAAAUAUAUUUUGAUUUGUUUAACACG